AUGACAGCUUCAAACAAAAACAAAAAGGUCCUGAUCAUCGAAACUGGACCUGGAGGACUCGCACUUGCACAGAUCCUGCGGAAAUUUGGCGUCGAAUACGAGAUCUUCGAACGAGAUGAGAGCCAGCGUGAUCGGAGCAAGGCUGGGCUUUCACUACACGUCCUCCGAGAACUCCUUCCCUCGAUCUUGGAGACAUCCGAGUGA
Exophiala aquamarina CBS 119918 is the source of this 204-nucleotide messenger RNA. RefSeq lists its product as uncharacterized. NCBI's taxonomy places the organism in Eukaryota, Fungi, Ascomycota, Eurotiomycetes, Chaetothyriales, Herpotrichiellaceae. Gene Ontology annotation, molecular function: FAD binding. The record is from RefSeq and is a predicted model, not a curated record. The transcript is spliced from 2 exons. The coding region runs from base 1 to 204 and encodes 67 amino acids.